AUUUAAAUUUCUUGUUCUCAGGGUUUUCCGCCGCAGACGGAGGCCUCGCAGCUCGCUGGCUCGCCUCCUCAGCGACGUCACAGAGAGCUGCCAGUCGUGGCUGGGUGAGAGAGUCUUCAGAGGCGUUUUCGGAACUGGACAAAACCAGAACCGGGACCAGGACAGAGAGGACGAGCGUGAUCACAAUUGGGCCAUCAGCAGCCAGCAGGUCCUCACGCCGGAUGACUCCUCCUGGGUCGGGUUGAGCGCCACUGAGCUGGAAGAGAGCCGCAGCUUUACAUACGACCCGACAGAGAUCCCGUCCUGUCCUGACAAAGUGUCUCCGCCCCCGAGGCUGCUCAUCCAGGAGGAGAUUUGCUCUGAGAUCUGUCAAUCAAAGGAGCAGUUCACCCAGUCAUUGGGGGGACUGUCAGAGGUCCCGCCCACCUCUGCUUUCUACACCAGUGCCUGCUGCUGUCAGACGUCACCUGAGCACACGGGGUUAACGAUGAAGGUCUUUCUCCUCCUCAUCUUCACCGUCUUCCUCUUCUCAACUCUUUACUCGAGGUGUUUGUGGUGGAGCACGACUGUUACUUCAACCGUGUUCAUGGUGAUCACAACUUUUAUGUUCCUGACGAAGUCGGGGCCGAUGGGCGAGUGGAGGAGGGCGAAGACGGAGGACAUCACAUCCAGAAAUGAGUAAACGAAGAAACAGAAGAAAAUUUCAAACUGGAAGAGAGAAAGAGAAGAAGGUCUGAUGGAAACUCAGUCAAAAUAUUUAACCUUUCACUAAAUGUUUGCAUGUGAGUUGCACUUAAAAGACCAAGUUAUUCUGAGCUCCGGAAAACAUUUUACAGCAGCAAGUGUUUGACUGCGAAACCUCCAAUGAGCCGUUUCUGAGCGUAAAUGCUUGUGGAUCUGAAGAGCAGUGUAUCAAAAUGAAAUUAAACCUAUUUUAUAUUUAACCUUUAACUCUAAAGAAAAACGCUGGAUCUAUCAAGUCCUCCCUGAAGGUCUCUGAAUAUUAAAGUCAGGUGAACGACAGAGAGAAACGUCAAUAGAACAUGAAACUGUAAAAAAACCCUUGUGAGUGGAUGAUGACUCAUGUUCGAGCGAAGAGAAGCUUUAUCAGUUUGACCGUUUGUUUCUGAUAAAAUGCUGAAGGAGCUCUAUCAACAUGGCGACACUGUAGUUUAGAUGGAAGAUAAAUAAUAACCAUUCAAAUGUCCCUGAUGUAUUUUGAAAAGACUGUAAACGCGUCUUCUGUUGAUCGGAGUUGAACUUGGCUUGUUUGCGUCCAAAGUGACCAAACGUCGGAUGUUCAGCGUCUGAGAACAGAUUCUGCUCCAACAGCAGCAAGAGGAAAAAAGAGAGAAACUGUGAAGCUUCACAUUUAUAAAACACAGACGCACACAACGAAUGACGUUCCAGUUUAUCUACCUGGAACUUCUAUCUGCAGGAAACUGAAUUGGGUUUUAUUCAACAUAUUAUAAAUUAAAAAAAAAAUAAUGAAACAAAUCACGUGUGUCUUUAAAAAAAGUUCCACAUUGAAAUGUGUAAUUUAAAGCGACACUGUGUAACUGUAACUGAUCAACAGCGCCCCCUGCAGCCACACAUGGUGAUUAGUUAGUGACCAUUCUCCAUAUUCACACUUACCAUCAGACUCACUUUAAUCAAACUGACGGUUUAGGGUGAAACCAAGUGAAGCAGUGAAUAGAGGAGGACCGAGGGCAGAGCCUUGUGGAACACCUUUUCUAAACGUCAAAGCACCUGAUCUUUAAGUCACUGCUUGUUUGUUUCAGGUAUGUGGGUUAGGGACCGUUCUCCGUAUUCACAGUCACCGAACCAUCAAACUCACUUUAAUCAAGCUGCUGCUUUAAGGUUAAAAAAGUUUAAAGUUGAAUUGUGUCGCUUUAAAACUUCAUCAGGUCGGAUUUUAGUGUGAAAGCGAAAAAUCCGAUUUAAGUUUUGACAAAAAGACUUUUAUAGUUUUACUGGUGCAAACCGAAGCAUAAAAACUCCAGUUAGUCUACCUCACUGAAUUCACACUGACAGUUCAAGCUGAUCAGGUGUUUAAAACAAAGUCAGAGCCUCACCCUGACUUCAGUCAUUAGGGGGGGGGGGGGGGGGGGGGGUAAACUCCAUUUAGUGUGAUCUGUUCAAUGGUCGUGUUUUAAUCAGGUGGGUUUGUAGUUAAACUCUUCGGUGGUAAAGUGCCUUAAGUGCAGAGACACAGAAUAAUACAGGGACGUUAUUUCAGAUGGAACACUGAACAGACCUGCUCAUAGGUUGAGUGGUGUUUGAUUUAACCUGCGAUCUGUCCAUCAAACCCUCUGAUACAAUCACUUCCAUGUUUCUAACCCUGUCUUCUCUCGGAGGCUGCACACGUUAGUUUUAAAAUGCAUCACUGUUACUAUGGUUCAUCAGGUGGAGUUUUCCAGCCUGACUCUUGUGUAAACGCUGCUGAUCUGGUUUCAGUUUGAAACUCUGGUUUGUGUUUUAGUCUGAACACAAACUGAGACUUUAGUGAACGGUGACGCCCACGUUCUCUUGUGAUUGGUUCUCAUCGGUCACAUGACUCACCUACCAGCAGUGAACACAAAGCGUCGCUAACACUUCCUGUCAGGAACAGUUCCACCUCGUCGUCGCUCAGAGAAAAGAAAUCUCUGCUCGGACUUUUCACCAUCACUGUUUUCUGUAGCUAAGCAACCACUGCAGAGGAGACACUCUACUUCCUGUUUCUAUGACCAGUGCACAUGAAUAGUCAUGUGACGUGUUUUCAGGAGUUAAUGUGGACAGAGGUGGUUUUGGUUUUAAAAAAAUUCAACGCUUCAGUGUGGAUGUAACUGGAGACGUUGAACUUCCUCAGCUUUUGAAAGUGUCAGGAACACGAGGGCGGUUUUAUGAGCAGCUUGCUUUUAGAAAAUACUGUGAACACAACAGUGUUGAACUCCACCCGGCUGGCAUCACAGGCAGGACACAUAAAAACAUCCGCAAUUAUUUGAGUCCAGUAGAAAUCAGGUCAGUGUGAAGGUUCGCUCUUCUUCAGACUGUGAUGCAGGGAUUUCAGACGAAGCAAUAAUUACAGAGAACAAACGAUCCAGUGAGCUGAGAUGUAAAACCUCAGCUGUGAACGAGAAACAAUCAGGGAUUCGACCUUUGUUGGAAUCAUCCUGUCUCGAUACGAUGAUACAGAAUAUUAUAGUGUUGAAGUGAAGCUGGGACCAAACCAAUGUAAAGAAAAACUUCUGGAACUUUGCAGAGACGUUCAGUGAACCUGAACCUUCUGGACUCAACUUUAAAGGGUUUCAGGUAUUUUUGGGGAACAAACUCUGACCUGACGAGUUGCAGAUUGUCUGAAUAGAUCAAACCGAGCUUCUCAAUGAAUUUGAUCGGCACAAAUUUUCUGCUUCAUUUUUUAAUUGUACCAAACAACGUUGGUGCGACCGGGCCUUCAAAACUCAAAGUGAGUUCUGCAUCGUCUGAUGUGUUUUUGUGUAUUUAUUCACUAAAAGUGCCAAAUGGGUUGAAAUCAGACACUUCAGCAAAUGUUACAUCACCAAUAUUUAUGAUUAAAAAUCUAUAUAACCAAUAUUUUUACUACUGCUCUGCAUGAAUUUUUCUAACUUUGCAUUAAAAGCUGCAAAUGUUUUUAUAGGAAUGAUGGAUCAGCUCCACUGAACCCUUUAGCCUCUGUUAGCUCCUGGUUUUAGAGCCGGAGCGAACACCGGGCAUGAAUUCACGUUCUGUCGCUGCCUGAAGUGACAAACAUGCAACAGUUUCCUGUUGUUUCUUUCUCCUGCUGCCCCCUGGUGGUCAACAGUAAAUUCAUUCAGCUUUAAAUAAUCACAGUUGAAUGUUUUGUUUUUUUUAUUCAACAUACAAAUAUUUAAUUUACUGCAAAAGACGACAAGAAAUUCCAGAAAUUUCCUGAAAGACAUUUAAUAUGAAUUUAGAUCUGAUUCCUGUUACUGUACAUGGUGUUGAUGAUGUUGUACACGUUUUGUUUGAAAUGUGAUUCUCUUGUGAACGCACUUAUUAUAACCGUUCAUUUUAACUCCCCUGUUCUGUAUCCAUGUAAAGUCUCUCACAGUUAAAACAGCUGCUCUGAAAACUGUAAAUCUAAAUCUCAUAUGAAACACCAACUAGAUUUUCAUUUGAAACAAUUCUGAUGUCAGAAAUGAAAAAUGUUCACGGAUGAAUCCGAUGUAUUUGCUUCUGAAAUAACUGCAGUGUUGAUCGCUGUGUUUCAACCAGUAAAUUGUCUAAAUGAACAAACAGCAGUUUAGAUGAUGCGUAGUUUCUCUUUUGGCCUUUUGAUGGCGCUGUGUUAGAAGAUUUAACAUUUACAGUACUUGGUGCAUUGUUUUGUUUGAUCUAAGUUCAAGUCAGAGUUUAUCGUGUAUUAAAACCUUGUUAAAAAGGAA
This is a messenger RNA of Paralichthys olivaceus (Japanese flounder), 4406 nucleotides long. NCBI's taxonomy places the organism in Eukaryota, Metazoa, Chordata, Actinopteri, Pleuronectiformes, Paralichthyidae. The record is from RefSeq and is a predicted model, not a curated record.